AUGUUUAACUUCCUCUUCGUCUGGGUGGGCGUCUCCCUUCUAGCCCUCGGCAUCUACCUUCACGUCAAGGACCCCAGGCCCAUCAUCGAAUGGAUCGACUUCGUGCUCAACCCGGCCUUAUUUCUGGCUGUUUUAGGCUUCCUCGUCACGUUCAUCUCACUGGUCGGUGCUCUCGGAGCACUUCGCGACAACAUCUCAUUGCUCAAAAUUUUUGCCAUAUGCGUUUUCUUCUGCUACAUCUGUAUCGUGGUGCUGACUUUUGGCGUUUUCGUCCUCUUCUUUACCGAUUCGACCGAAGGCCUCUCUGCGCAUUCGAUUAUGAUGCAAUCCGUCAAGAAAUACCAUUCCAACCGUAACCUUGCCGAUUUUGUGGACUAUAUUCAGGAACAGAUGGAGUGUUGCGGAGUCUCUUCCAUAUCAGCCGGUUAUCGAGACUGGGCGAUGUCCCCUCAAUUCAACUGCACACCAACGAAUCCGUACCCCGAGAACUGCAAGCUGGUUCCACCAACCCUCUACAACCGGCCAUGCGAUCGCUCGAGUGCUGGAGGAAUGCACUUUCAAAGCGACCGCCAGACCUCGAAGCCGAUAUCCACACGCGAGGCUGUUUACAGCCCUUACGAACACUUUUCGAAACGCAUGCCGUUCAUAUUGGAGCGGUGGUGGCUG
This is a messenger RNA of Mesorhabditis spiculigera, 666 nucleotides long. Lineage: Eukaryota; Metazoa; Nematoda; Chromadorea; Rhabditida; Rhabditidae. The record is from the annotation of a GenBank genome assembly.